CACACUCUUUCUAUGUCAUUUCCUCUCCCUUCUCAUCAAAGCUCCUUCCUUGCAAAGUUUAAUACUCAUCCAACUUUUUCACUGUUGCUUCCUUGCUAAGUUGAACAUCCUAUGUACCUUUUCUCUUUUUAUCCCUCAUUAAAUGAACUCAUCACAAUCAUAAACAACUUCUAUGGAACCUGUCUACAUGGACACAGAUGAUACCCAGAAACUUGCUGCUGAACCUCUACCAUUUGCUAGGAGCUAUCAACUAGAGGCACUGGAGAAGGCAUUAAAGCAGAACACAGUACUGCUCUUGGAGACUGGUUCUGGCAAGACUCUGGUUGCUAUCAUGCUUCUGCGCAGUUAUGCCCAUCUUCUUCGCAAACCUUCACCUUUCAUUGCUGUCUUCUUGGUUCCUCAAGUUGUUCUGGUCCAUCAACAAGCUGAAGCUGUGGAAUCGCACACUGACUUGAUUGUGGGUAAGUAUUGCGGAGAAAUGGGAGUUGACUUCAGGGAUGCUGCUUCUUGGAAGCAACGUUUACAAAAACAUGAGGUGCUUGUGAUGACACCACAAAUUUUGCUUGAUGGCUUGAGGCAUUCCUUUAUCAAACUAGACUUGAUAAAGGUUUUGAUAUUUGAUGAAUGCCAUCACGCAAGUGGAAAACACCCUUAUGCUUGUAUUUUGACAGAAUUCUAUCACCGUCAGUUAAGCUUUGGCAAUUGUAAUCUUCCAAGGAUAUUUGGAAUGACAGCUUCUCCGAUUAAAUCGAAGGGUGCAAAAUCAGAACCAACGUAUUGGCCAAAGAUUACAGAGCUUGAGAAUAUGAUGCACUCAAAGGUGUAUACCUGUGUUAGUGAAUCUGUGCUCGCCAAGUUUAUACCAUUUUCAACUCCAAAGUUUAAAUUUUAUGAGCACACGGGCGUCCCAAAUGCUGUACAUGUGAGUUUAGCUGAAAAAUUGAAGAUUUUGAAAGCAAAGUAUGAGUGCCACUUGAAGCAAUCGGAUCUCAUUGAUUCGGCGGUGGAAUCUACAAGCAAGAAAAUAUCAAAAAUGCAUUCUACGUUGAUGUAUUGUUUGGAUGAACUUGGUGUUUGGCCGGCUUUUAAGGCUGCAGAGGUCUUAUCGUGCCCUAAAAGCAACUUUCUUUCACGGGGUAAAUCGGAUGCAUUUGGCGAGAAUAUUGUUAAAGAGUUCAAUUUGGAAGCCUCACAGACAUUUGAUAAUUGCAUUAGAACUGGUCCAAAAUGGUCUAUUGGUGUUAAUGCUAAGGAUGAUGUAGAUGCAGGGCUUUUAACUACAAAAAUCUUUUGCCUCGUUGAUUCACUUCUUGAAUACAGAGAUUUAAACGACAUACGAUGUAUAGUGUUUGUGGAAAGGGUCAUCACAGCCAUUGUACUUCAAUCUCUUCUGAGUGAGCUGCUUCCAAGAUAUAAUGGCUGGAAGAGUAAAUAUAUUGCAGGAAAUGGCUCAGGGUUGCAAACCCAGACACAGAAAGUACAUAAAGAAACUGUGGAAGAAUUUCGUAAAGGCAAGGUGAAUAUAAUUGUUGCGACAUCAAUUCUGGAGGAAGGUUUAGAUGUUCAAAGCUGCAACUUGGUAGUUAGAUUUGAUCCUUCAGCUACCAUUAGCAGUUUCAUACAGUCACGAGGUCGUGCUAGGAUGCAUAAUUCAGACUAUUUGUUAAUGGUGAAGAGAGGGGAUCUUUCUACAUGUUCUCGUCUAGAGAACUAUCUUUCUAGUGGAGAUAUAAUGAGAAAGGAGUCCUUACGCCAUGCUUUUGUUCCUUGUUCACCUCCUAAGAGUGAAUUAUACGAUGAUGAUUUUUAUUGUGUUGAAAGCACUGAAGCAAUUGUGACUCUGGCCUCUAGUGUCAGUUUGAUAAACAUCUAUUGCUUUUGUCUCCCUUCUGAUCGGUAUUUUAAACCUGCACCAAGGUGUGUUAUAGAUGAGGAGAGGGAGAUUUGCACAUUGCUUCUACCAAAGAGCUGUCCCAUAGAGACUAUCUGUGUACAAGGAAACAUUAAAACUUUGAAGCAGAAGGCUUGCCUUGAAGCAUGCAAGCAACUUCACAAGAUUGGUGCAUUAACUGAUAAUCUUGUUCCUGAUUGUGUGGAGGAAGAAGCUGUUGUUAAAGAAGUUGGGAAUGUUCCUUAUGAUGAUGAACAACCUAUGUACUACCCACCUGAGCUAGUCAGCCAAGGUUCAAAGGAGUCAAAAGGAACGUACUACUUCUACUUAAUUGAAUUAAACCAGAAUUUUGAUUCUGACAUUCCUGUACAUAAUAUUAUACUUCUCAUGCGGAGUGAGCUGGAAUCAAAUAUCUUAAGUCUGGAUUUUGACUUUGAACUUGAUAGAGGACGAUUAACUGUGAAAUUAAAGUAUAUUGGAGAAAUUGAUCUUACUCCAGAGAUGGUCCUUAUAUGUAGGAAGUUUUUGAUUGCUCUUUUCAAAGUUCUUGUGGAUCGUAAUUUAAAUGAAUUAGAGGAGAUUUUAAAUGGAUUGCAGCUGAGUAAUGAUCCCGAGAUUGAUUAUUUACUUCUUCCAUCCAUGGGCUCAUGUCAGAAACCUUCCAUUGACUGGAAUUCCAUUAUCUCUAUACUGUUCUCACAUGAAAAUGCAUGGAAGUAUCAUGUGAAUUCUCCUCUGAAGGACUGUACACGUACUAUGUGGACAAAAAAUGGUCAGGUAUGCAAAUGCAUGCUACAGAAUUCUUUGGUCUACACACCACAUAAUGGAGAAGUCUAUUGCAUUGAAGGCAUAUCUGAUCAUUUGGAUGGAAGGUCACUUUUGAAGUUGAAGAAUGGAGAUUACACAAGUUAUAAGGAGUAUUACAAAGAUAAGUAUGACAUCGAACUGCUAUUUGAUCAAGAAUUACUUCUUAGAGGACGGCAUAUUUUUCCCUUGCAUUAUUACCUUCUUAGAUGCAGACAACACAAGGGAAAAGAUUCACAAAAUGCAUAUGUUGAGUUGCCCCCUGAACUUUGUUGCAUUAAAAUGUCACCUAUAUCCAUAAGUACUUUCUAUUCUUUUACAUUUGUUCCAUCAAUCAUGCAUCGAAUUGAGUCUUUGCUCAUUGCUGUCAACUUGAAGAAGAUGCAUUUGGAUCACUGCACACAAAAUGUCGUUAUUCCAACCAUCAAGGUUUUGGAAGCAAUUACCACAAAAAAGUGCCAAGAGAAAUUUCAUUUGGAAUCACUAGAGACUCUUGGGGAUUCUUUUCUUAAAUAUGCUGCUAGUCAGCUGCUAUUCAAAACAUACCAAAAACAUCAUGAGGGCUUCCUCAGCAUUAAGAAGGACAAACUUAUUAGUAAUGACACACUUUGCAAAUUAGGAUGUGACUGCAAACUGCCGGGAUUCAUCCGCAAUGAGUCUUUUGAUCCAAAAAACUGGAUGGUUCCUGGUGAUGCUUCUGGAAAUUAUUCAUUACGGGAGGAUUUUAUCUCCAAUGCAAGGAGUCUAUACAUAACAAGAAGAAGAAAAUUAAAGAAAAAGAAAGUUGCUGAUGUUGUUGAGGCACUUGUUGGUGCUUACCUCAGUGCAGGUGGUGAAAUUGCUGCCUUAUUAUUUCUGAAUUGGAUUGGUAUAAAGGUAGAUUUUUUUAAUACACCGUAUGAGCCACAAUUCCAAGUGAAACCAGAGGACCACAUUGAGAUCCGCCACUUAGAGUCUCUAUUGAACUACUCUUUUAGGGAUCCUUCUCUGUUAUUGGAAGCACUUACUCAUGGUUCUUACAUGCUUCCUGAGAUUCCAAGAUGUUAUCAGCGGCUGGAAUUUCUUGGAGAUGCAGUGUUAGAUUACCUUAUCACAGAGUAUUUGUAUGGCAAGUAUCCUGAGAUAUCGCCAGGACUAUUAACUGAAAUGAGAUCUGCUUCAGUGAACAAUGACUGCUAUGCAAGAUCUGCAGUUAGGGAAGGACUGCAUAAGCAUAUUCUCUACACAUCUCAAAAGCUUGACAAGGAUAUUGGCUUUGCAGUCAAAUGUUGUGAGAAUUAUUCUUCAGAAUCAACUUUUGGAUGGGAAUCUGAGAUAUCUUUUCCCAAGGUUCUUGGAGAUGUGAUGGAGUCUUUGGCAGGAGCUAUUUUUGUUGAUUCUGGAUACAACAAAGAUGUGGUCUUUAGGAGCAUAAGGCCACUUUUGGAGCCUUUGGUUACUUUGGAGACACUUAGAUUAAAUCCUACGAAAGAGCUUAACGAAUUAUGUCAAAUAAAACAUUUUAAAAAGAAAAACCCCUUUGUUCCUCUCAACAAUGGCAUGUCUUCUGUCACUGUUGAGGUUAAAGCUAAUGGGGUAAAAUUUAAACACACAUCUACAGCUGCAAACAAGAAGACAGCUGAAAAAUUAGCUUCUAAAGAGGUUUUGAGGGUCUUGAAGGAAAAAUUUAACAUCUAGAGAAAAUCAGAUUGGUGUGCAAUUAAAAGCUAGUAUCAACUUUCUGAUGUUAGCAGAGUCGCUUAUCAGCUUAAGCAGCAGCCAUUGGUGUUGCUGUCAAGACUGGGGCUAUAAGAGUUAAAAUUCUGCCAUAAUGUACUGUAUUAGAUGCUGCAUCUUGGUUCCUUAAAAAAUUCAAAAUGUAAUGUGACCUUUUCUUUUUCUUAUUUACCAUUAAUGGUAUUAAUGUUAAUAUGAAUCCAUUUAUCC
Molecule: messenger RNA, 4621 nt
Organism: Hevea brasiliensis (rubber tree)
Lineage: Eukaryota; Viridiplantae; Streptophyta; Magnoliopsida; Malpighiales; Euphorbiaceae
Product: endoribonuclease Dicer homolog 2
Exons: 23
Coding region: 173-4372 (1399 amino acids)
Biological process (GO): rRNA processing; siRNA processing
Cellular component (GO): cytoplasm; nucleus
Molecular function (GO): protein binding; ribonuclease III activity; RNA binding
Source: RefSeq, a predicted model, not a curated record